Molecule: messenger RNA, 21177 nt
Organism: Plasmodium relictum
Lineage: Eukaryota; Apicomplexa; Aconoidasida; Haemosporida; Plasmodiidae
Product: dynein-related AAA-type ATPase, putative
Exons: 1
Coding region: 1-21177 (7058 amino acids)
Biological process (GO): rRNA processing; ribosomal large subunit assembly
Cellular component (GO): preribosome, large subunit precursor
Molecular function (GO): ATP binding; ATP hydrolysis activity
Source: RefSeq, a predicted model, not a curated record
AUGACAAUGACAGAAUACAAAUCUACAUUUCUUUGGUGUAAAGAAAUAAUAAAUGAAUUAAAAAACAGAAAUCAAAAAAUAUGUAAAAAUAACAAUUUUGGAAAUGGUGUAUAUAAGAAAGAAAAGUUACCAAUAAAAAGAAAAAAAAAAUGUACUUGUAAGCAACACAAAUAUAUUAGUUAUAUUUAUAAGAAUUGUUGUAUUUUACAAAAGUAUUGCUAUUAUAAAGUAUGCGUUUGCCAAAUUAAAAACGAAAAUUUGAGAAAUUUAAGUAAAUAUAACAAAUAUUUAUUUUUAAAAAAUAGCAAUAAUGCAUAUAAUGAAAAAAAAAAGAAUCAGAUUGAAAAUUUUAAUGAAAACAAAAAUUUGGAAGAAAUAAAAAAACAAAAAAAGAACUGUAAUAUAUCAGUAUGUUUUAAUAACUUUGAUAAUAAAUACAGGAGGGAUUUAGUGAUAACAAAAAUAUUGAUAUUAACUUUGUUUGAUCCAUCUCUAUUAAAAAUAUCCUUAAAAUUUUUUAAUUUUUUAAUGAUAUCAAUCAUAAAUCAAAUAUUCGAAGAAGCACUCUUGUUAUCUAGAUAUAACUAUACUACUAUAAAUAAGGAUAAACAAAAUGAAGAAGAAACAAAUUCUAAAUUUAUAAAUGUUAAUAUUAAUGAUACAAAUAAAUUAAAAAGUAACAACAAUAAAAAAAAAAAUGUAGAUUUAUUAAAUAAUGAAAAUAGCAGCAAACCUACUUUACAUAUUUAUGAAUUUAUUAAAAAAUUUAAGAUAGAUAAAGAGAUUUAUUUUUGUAUGAUAUGCAUGAAUUGCAUAUUAUUUAGUAAAGAAUUAUUUUAUAAAAAUACGAUUGAUUAUUUCUUCAAGGAAGUGCUACAAAAAUCUAUUUAUUGCUGCAAUUAUUUUAAAGGAAUAUUGAGAAAGUAUUUAGAACAAAAAAAUUAUUACCCGUGUAAGUGUAACAUAUAUUAUAUAUAUUGUAUUAAAAUUUUAUUGAUAUAUUAUUAUUUAACUAUAAAUAAUAUACUUGAUAAAAAUUAUUUAAUUUUAUUAUCACAGUUUUUAAAAUGUAAAGAUCCAUUUUUUGAAUCAUUAAUUUAUUUAAUAUAUUUAAAUUAUUAUGAGAUUGGUAAUUGCUCUAAUGGAAUUUAUAUAAAGGAUAAUAUUUUUUAUAAUGGUUCUUUGUAUAAAAACGAGAAAAAUAACUUUAUCGAUAAAAGCAAAGAGAAAAAAAAUGAAGACUUUAAUAUAAAUUUAAGUAAAGGAGAAUACAAUUAUUUUGAUGAAAAAGAAUUUUCACAACUUGAAAAAAAUUGUCAUAAUAAUAAAAAUAUAUAUAAUAUAUUACUAAUGUAUAAUUAUAACAUAAAAGACUUAGAAUAUUUAUACAUAGAAAAAUUUCAUUGUAAUAUAAUAGAAAAUAAAAUUAUAAAAUAUUAUGUAAAUAUUGAAUCAACAUUAUACCCAACAUUUGAAUUAAAAGUAAAAAAAAAUAUAAAUUUGUUAGAAAAUGAAAAUAAUUUUAUUGUUACCAAAAGGCUAAACAUAGUUAUUGAAACAUUAAUAACAAAUAUUUAUAAUAAAAAACCAACAAUUUUAAUAGGAAAUCAAGGUUCGGGAAAAACAUCUAUAAUAAAUUUUAUAUAUGAAAAAAUAUAUAGAACAAAAAAUGAAACAGAAAACAUCAUUAGUUUAUAUCUAGAUGAUAUAUCAGACUCUAAAUCUAUUUUAGGAAUAUGGGAAAGUAAUGAAAAGUGCUUUGAAUUUAAAUAUGGUAUAUUGACAAAGGCCAUGAAAAAUGGAAGUUGGAUCAUUUUUGAGAAUAUUAAUAAUAUUUCUAAUAGUGUAAUAGAAAAGUUGCAUGAAUUAACUAGUAAAGGGUAUAUAUAUUUAUCAGAAAAAGGAGAAUAUAUUUAUCCUCAUCAAAACUUUCGGUUAUUUUCCACAGUAACCGUAAACAAUGAUUAUAACAAUAUAAAUAAUUUAAAUAAUAAAUAUUGUACAAGUGAUAAUAUAAAUAAUGAACUCAUAAAUAAUAAUGAAAUGAAUGAAUUAGUAUUAAUAAAUCAUAAACCUCAUAAUUUAACUAGUUUAUUCAACAAAUGGCACAGUAUAUUUAUUGGAAAUUAUAGUAAUAGUGAAAUAAAAGAAAUUUUAUAUAAAAAAUUAAAUAAAAUUAACGACAAUUAUAAAAACAUACUUUUGGAUUGCUAUAAUACUAUUAAAAUAGAUUUGGACAAAUAUAACAUAUUAAGGAAUAUUAAUUUACAUGAUUUAAUAAAAAUCAUAAAUAGAAUAAAUAAAAGGAAAAUAUUUAUAUAUGAAAAUGAAAAAACAAAAAUACAUCUAUUUCAAAUUUGCAAAUCUAUUUUAAUUUCUCACAUACCUAAUAUUAAUUUAAAAUAUAAUUUUUUAAUUAAAUUAAUUAAAAUUUUUAAAUUAAAUGAAAACAACGUUAUAAAAUAUAUGAAAUCAUAUUCACUUAAUACUUAUAUAAAUGAAUUUAAUGAAACGUUAAAAAAUGAAUAUCCAAAAAUUAAUUUUAACUUUGAUAAAAUUUAUAAUUAUUCUUUUUUAUUAACGUCCGUUCAUAAAUCUAUAAUAUAUGAAAUAAUUGAAGGUGUAUAUAACAAGGAAAGUAUAUUAUUAAUAGGUGAUACAGGAGUUGGAAAAACAGCAUUAAUAGACUAUAUAUCAAAAAUUUUUGAAAAGAAGUUGCAUGUAUUCGUUUUUAGUGAACAAUCGGAGGCUUCUGAUUUAAUUGGUAAUUAUUAUCCUUUUAAUAUAAAUGUUAAAGCAAAUGAAUUAUUUGAAAAAUUAAAAAGAUUAACUAGUAAAAUGAAAUAUAUUUGCAAAAAAGAAUUAAAUUUGUUUUAUUUAAAGUUAAGAAUAAUAUUAAGCGAAAAGAAGUAUAUUACAUUUUUAAAUACAUGCUAUAACUAUGUAAAAUAUAUUAUGGAAAAUUUUAAAAAGAAUACAAAGCUAUUUGAUAUGAAAAUUAUAAAACAAUGCAAAUUUUUUCUUUCUAAUUGUAAAAAUAUAAUUAAUUUUUGGUGUAAUAAUAACGAUAAUUUAAAUAAAAAUUAUGCUUUAAAUUAUAAUUUUGAACAAAUUUUAGAAAUAAAGGGAGAUAUGGAAGAAAAAAAAAAUACUAGUAAUAGUCAAAAUAAUGUAAAUGAGAAAAUAAAAAAAGGUGAUAACCAAGAUGAUAUGAAUGAAGAACAAAGUAACAAAAAGAUGAAUGAAUUAAUUUUUAAAUUUCAUGAUGGUAUUUUAAUUGAUUGCAUAAAAAAUGGCUAUUGGAUUUUACUUGAUGAAAUAAAUUUAGCACAAACAGAAAUAUUACAGAGAUUACAAGGAUUAAUGGAUUCAUCAAAUAAAUACUUCGAUGUUGUUGAAAAAGGAAAUGAAAAAAUAAAAAUUCACGAAAAUUUUCGAUUAUUUGCCUGUAUGAAUCCGCCUAUAAUUCCAAAUUUAAGAAAAGUGAAGGAAACAAAUAAGUCGAAUGAUUUAAAAAGUGUUAAUAUUAAUAACAGCAAUGGUAAUAAUAAUUAUAUUAACUUAGAAACAAAAGUAGGAAAUGAAAUUGACUUAUAUAAUAGUACUAUAUCUGCAGGAAAAAAAGAAUUACCAUUUAUUAUUCGAAAUAAAUUUACUGAAAUAUUUGUUGAUGAAAUUUUAGAGUAUGAUGACGUCGAAAUGAUAGUGAAACACUUUUUAAAAGAUAUAACAUGUGAUAAUAUGUUAAUAAAAAAUAUUACUAAUUGUUAUUUAGAAAUUAAGAAAGAAAGUUUAAAAAAUAUGAAUAAUUUAGAAAAUAAACAAAUAUCAUUUUCUACAAGAAAUUUAGUGAGAGCAAUAAAAUAUGCUAUAUAUGUUCAUAAAAGAACGUUUAAACCUCUAUCUUUGCAAGUUGCAAUUAAAAAUGGUUUUAUUUGUAAUUUUUUAAGUUGUCUAAAUUAUGAUAAUCAAAAAAUUAUAGAGAAUAUUUUUAAUAAAUAUUUUAAAUAUACUCAACAUAACAACGUAGAAGACCACAGUAAUACAAUGCAUAUUGAAAAAAAUGGAAUUAUAGAUUAUAAUAUGCUGGAAACUUAUUAUCAAUAUAAAAUUUAUGAUAAAAAAAAAGGAAGAGAAGAAAAUGCACCAUAUUUAAAUAAUUUGAACGAUACGAAAAAUACUUCUAAUUCUAAAAGUGAUAUAGAUAAAAAUAAAGAAAAAGAAAAAUAUGCAUGCAUAGAAAAUAGUUGGAUAUUAUGUGGAAAUGAGCAAAUAAAUUUAAAAAAUAUAUUAUCUAAUUUUAUAAUCACAAAAAGUGUAAAAGAAAAUAUAAAAAAAUUAGCUUUAUGCUUAAGUGGAAUAAAAACACCAAUUCUGUUAGAAGGAAAUACAUCUGUUGGAAAAACCUCUUUAGUUAAAUUUUUUGCUGAUAUAACUGGUCAUAAAUUUAUAAGAAUUAAUAAUCAUAUGAAUACAGAUAUAAACGAGUACUACGGCCAAUUUGUUAAUGAUAAAAAAAGUGGCAAUUUAAUAUUUGAGGAAGGUAUAUUUGUAAAAGCUGUUAAGAAUGGAUAUUGGCUUGUAUUAGACGAAUUAAAUUUAGCUCCAUCAGAAGUUUUAGAAUCAUUAAAUAGAAUUUUAGAUGAUAAUAAAGAAUUGUAUAUUCCUGAAUUAAAAUGCUAUAUUAAAGCUCAUAAAGAUUUCAUGCUAUUUGCUACUCAAAAUCCUGCUAAUAAUAGUUAUAUUGGGAGAAAAGAACUAUCUAAAGCAUUUAGAAGUAGAUUUAUUGAAUUUCAUAUAAAUGAUUUCAAAGUAGAAGAAUUAGAAAUAAUUCUACAUAGAAGGUGUACUAUUUCUCCGAAAAUUUCUAAAAAAAUGAUAAAUGCGUAUACUGAAUUAAAAAAUGUGAAAUCCAAUUAUAAUUAUUUUAAUGACAAUUUAAUGACCUUAAGAGAUUUAAUUAAAUGGGGAAAUAGAUAUCCAAAUAAUAACUUAGAGGCAGCUUUACAGGGUUACUAUAUUAUUGCAGAAAAAUUGAGAAGCGAAAAAGACAAAGAAAUUGUUAAGAAUAUAUUGAGUGAGAAUUUUUUAAAAAAACAGGAAAAACUUGUAAUUGAUUAUGAAAAUGAUGAAGAUGUUAAGUGUUUGAAGAAUUACUUUAUAGAAAAAAUUUCUAAAAUAAAUCAUUUUAAAAAAAUUGAAAAAUCUAAAUUAAAAAAAAAUAGUUCUAUUGUUAAUGAUAAUAUAAAGGAUUUCUUAGAUAACAAAAAGAAUACCAAAACGUGUGAUUUAGAUUUAUAUGAUAAGAACAAUAAUAAUGGCUAUAAUUAUGAUGAUUUAAAAAGAUUCCAAUAUUUAAAGAAUAUGUAUUUUGGUAAAAAUACAUGCAGAAUUAUUUGCUUAUUAUUAAAAUGUUUUAAGUAUAAAGAAUCUCCUUUACUAAUAGGGGAAACAGGAUGCGGAAAAACUACAUGCUGUGAGUUACUGAGUUUUGUCGAAAAUUUAAAAUUAAAUAUCUUAAAUUGUAAUGAAAGCACUGAUGUUUAUGAUAUAAUAGGUAGUUUAAAAUUAAUAAAAAAUAAAAAAGCAGAUUAUGAUAAAUUAAAAAAAAAUUGCAUUGAUUUAUAUAAUGAAUUUUCUAAAUACUAUGAAGAUAAUUAUGUCUAUAAUUAUUUAAGUGGGAUUAUUUAUGAAAAAAUUGUAGAUAUAAAAAAAGAAGACUUUUUAGUAUUUAAUCUUUAUUUACAAAAAAAAUAUAACUUAAAUGAAAAUAUUAAAAGAAAAUUGACAAAAAUGGAAAGAUCAGUGAAUAAUCUAAAAUCUGUUUUUACAUGGUUUGAUGGAAUUUUAGUGUCUUCUUUAAAAAAAGGAAAUAUAUUUUUAAUGGAUGAAAUAUCAUUAGUUGAAUCAUCUGUUAUUGAAAGAUUAAAUUCAGUUUUAGAAUAUGAAAGAACAUUGUUGCUAACAGAAAAAGGAGGAAAAAAUAUCAAAAAUUUAAAAGCACAUGACAAUUUUUAUUUUAUAGGUACUAUGAAUCCAUGCGGCGAUUUUGGAAAAAAAGAAAUUUCUCAUGCAUUGAGAAAUAGAUUUACUGAAAUUUUUGUUAGUAAUUUUUCAUAUGAUUCCAAUGAUUUUUAUUUUUUAAUUAUGAAACAAAUAAAUUUUACAAAAGAAAAAAAUAUAAAAUGUGAAAUCACCAAAUAUAUUUGUCAGAUAUUUCAACAAGUAUCAAAUGACAAAUCUUUAUCAUCUGUAACUCUUUCUGUAAGGGAUUCUAUUAAGUGGAUUACUUUUAUGAAUGCAUAUGUGAAUAAUAGAAAAAAAUUAUAUAAAGAAAAAAAGAAUGAGCUAAAAGUACAAUUAAAUAAAUUAAAAAGUUACUGUAUACGUAGUUUUUAUCAUAGUGGAUGUUUAAUAUUAAUUGAUGGAAAUGAAGAUAUGAAAAUAAAAGAAAUUUUAAAGAACAUAUUAAUAAAAACUUUAGAAAAUUUAUGUUUAUCUAUUAAAUAUAACAUAAAAAAAAAAGAAAUAAUAAUGAACUAUUUUCAUGAACCUUAUAACUUUAUAUUUAAAAAAAGUUAUCUAAAAAUGAAUGAUUUUCAUAUCAAAUUUAAAAAAAAUUUCGAUUGUAAUUUGAAUAAGUUUUCUCAGAAUUCUCAUUUUGUAUUUGAGACACCAAAUAUUAAGCAAAAUUUAUUUAAAAUUGUUAGAGCUAUGCAAUUAGACAAUUCUAUUUUAAUUGAAGGGUCACCUGGGGUUGGAAAAACAUGCAUUGUAAAUAUACUAGCAAAACUAACGCAUAAUAAAUUAAUUCGCAUCAACUUAUCUGAAUGUACAGAUAUCUAUGAUUUUAUAGGAUCAUAUUUUCCCAUUAAAGAUAUAAAAAAUGAGUCAAAUAAAAAAAAAAGGAAAAAUGAAGAAGAAAUGCAAGAAAAUAAAAAAGAAAGAGAAGAUGAAAAUAUUAACAGUGAGAGCAAAAAAAAAUUUCAGUAUUAUUGGAAAGAUGGAAAAUUAAUUGAAUGUAUGAAGAAAGGAUAUUGGAUACUAAUAGAUGAAAUCAAUUUAGCUAAUCAACAAACAUUAGAAGGUAUUAAUUCUAUUUUAGAUCAUAGGAAAGAAAUAUUUAUACCUGAAACUAAUGAAAUUGUUAAAUGCCAUGAAAAUUUUCGUUUAUUUUGUUGUCAAAACCCCUAUAAAGAGGGAGGUGGAAGAAAAGGAUUACCAAAAUCCUUUUUAAAUAGAUUUUCAAAAAUAUAUUUUGAAGAAUUAAAUGAGGAGGAUUAUCUUUGCAUUGUUGAAAAAUUAUAUGGUAAUUUUAUAUCGUUAGAUAUAAUAAAAAAAAUCAUAAAAUUAAUUUUUAUAAUAAAAAAAAUUAAUGUUUUACUAAAUGAGAGUGAAUGCUGGAUAUGGAAUUUAAGAGAUAUUUUAAGAAUUUGCAAAUUCAUUAAACAUAAAAUAGCAUAUAAUAAUUUUCUUACUAUAUGUGAUAUGCUUAUAUGCAAUAGAUUAACAUGCAAUGAAGAUAAAAAUAUUGUAAGGAGUAUUAUAAUAAAUGUAUAUAACCACAAUGAAAAUUUUAUUAAUAAUAUAUCUGAAGUGACGACUAAAGAGAAUUUAAUUAACUUUAUUAAUAAUAAUAAAAAUAAUAAUUCAGUAUAUUCCAAUUUUAUUAAUUCUUUUGAUUAUGAUGAAAAAUAUUUUUCAUAUGAAAAUGUACUAUUAAACAAAUAUAAAAAAAACGAAAAUGUUUCUAAUGAUAUUUCUCUCCCCUUAUUAAAAGAUGAAAAAAUUCUUUAUGGAUGUUUAUCAGCUAUAAAGCUACAUGUUCCUAUUUUAUUAUGUGGAAAAAACAAUUCAGGAAAGUCUUCAUUUGUGCAUAAAUUGGCGUCUAUUUUCAAAAAAAAACUUUUUGAUUUUUCAUUAACUAAUGAUAUAGAUACAUUUGAUUUAUUCGGAUGUUAUGAGCAAAAUAGUAGAAAUAACGCAAUUAUAAAAUUCGAAAGCCAAAUAAAUAAAUUAAAUAAACUAGCUCUAAAAAUUAUUUUUAAAAAAAAAAAUUUAGCUACUUUUCAUUCUAAUUAUUUCAGUAAAAAAAUAAAUAAUCUUGUAUCUUCAAAAAAUCAUGAAAAAAAAAAACAUAAUAAAGUAAGCACAAUUAAAAAAGUUAUGCAAAUUAAAAUAAACAUAAUGAAAAAGUUAAAUUCUUUAUCAGUUAAUUAUAUAAAGAGUUUAAAAAAUAAUAAGAAAAAUAAUUUAAAAAAAAAUCAAAAUAAUUACGUAGAAUUUAUAAAUAAUUGUAACAAAUGUGAACCCAGUGAGAAGAUAAAUAAUAUUCUGUCUGGCAUAAUUCAUCUUUGCAAAAUUAUAAAUACAAAUCAGAUUAAUGAAAAUAUUUAUGUAUAUAAUGAAGGAAACUUUAUUAAAUCAAUUAAAAAUGGUUACUGGAUAUUAAUAAAACACUUACAUUAUUCUACACCAUCUUUAUUGGAUAGAUUGAAUAGUCUUUUUGAGGAAAAUGGAUACAUACUACUUCAUGAAUUUGGAAAAAAGAAAAAAAUUAAGCCUCAUAAGAAUUUUCAAAUUUUUUUAACAUUAAAUUCUGAAGAGCAUUAUAAAAUUAGUAAGGCUUUACGAAAUCGCUGUUUUGAAAUUUAUUUUGGAAUAAAAAAUGAAUAUGUCAAUAAUUCACUCAAUAUUGAUAAUCAUUUAUGUAGCAGUCCUCUUUAUAGAAAUAUAUGUGAAACUACAUAUAAUGAUAUAUUUGAUAUGCACAAAGGAAGUUAUGGUAACUUUUCAUUUAAUAAUUUUAUAGAUUAUUCAAAUAAAAAUGGUAUGAAUUUAAAUUAUAAAAAGAACAACGAUCAUAACAGAUUCAUUAAUUCAUUUAAUGAUUCCAAUUUCUGUAGUAAUUUUCUUUUUCAUUUAAUUAACUUAUGUUAUAAUUUUCAAAAUAAGCAAUAUAAUGAAGGCCAAUCAACCAAUAACAAAAAAAUAAAGCAAGAUCAUUUAAAUUUAGUAAAAGAAAAUAAUUUGUUUUUUUAUAUAAUAAAGAAUUUUUUAAAAAAUAUUAAAAAAAAAAAUAAUGAUAAUAUUAUAAGUGAAUUAAUUAAUUUUUUUUUUAAUAAAGAUAUAAAAAUUAAUUUUAGAAAAAUAUUAGAUUAUAUAAAUUAUUGUUAUAAUUCAUUUAGUGCAAAUGGGAUUAAAUGCAAUAAGGAUAUAAUAUAUUUUUGUUUAAUCAUAUCUUUGAUAUCUUUUAUAAUAGAAUAUAUACUAGAUGAGGAAACAAUAAAGGAAAAAAAGAGGAAUUUAAACAAAAAAAAUUAUAAUCAUAUUUUUAGAAAUAACUUAAAUAUAUUAUUAAAUUACAAAUUUGGAAAUAAUUUAUAUUAUAUAGAUAUAUUUAUAAAUUUAAUUUGCACUAAUUUCUUAUUACUAAAAAAUAAUAGUAAAAUAAAUUUAAAAAAAUGGAAGUAUACUUUUUUAAGGUCAUUUGGGAAUUUUUACUGUGGAAUAUUCUCAAAGAUUAACGAAAAAGUUCAAGCAUUCUUUUAUCCAUUUUUUAAUUUCCUGAAUAAUGUUUUAAUUGGAAUAAUAUAUAGAUUAAAAAGAAAACUCGAAAAUUUUGUAAAAAAUAAAAGUCUAAUGAAUUCACUAAUACGUAAUAUAAACAAGAGCAAAUUGGUUCAUAAAAUAUCCUCGAAGUAUUUCAUUUAUUUUUAUUUUCACAUAUUUAUAAAUUAUAUAUAUAAUUAUAACAAAAUAUAUAAAAAAAGAACUUUUUUUAAUGAAAAUCAAGGAGAUCAAAAUAUAUGUAUAUUUAAAGAUAAGGCAUUAAUUAAUUCUUUCUAUAAAUUAAAAUUAAACAAGAUAUUUUGUUAUUUAGUACAGUGUUUUAUAGAGGAUUUUUCUGUUUAUGACAUAUAUUAUAGAUAUCAGUAUUUAGUAAAUCUUAAAAAUAGAAUUUCCAUAAGAAGAAAAACAUUAAAAAAAGAUAAUUAUGAUAAAAACGUAGAAAGAUAUCUUAAUUUUAUUACUAAUAAUGUUAUUUUUAAGAAAAUGAACAACUUUAAUGUAAUAAACAACUAUAUAUAUAAUAUCAUAUAUAUAGAAAGAACAAAUAAUAAUGAAAAUAUAAUAAAAAACAAGGAAAGUAAUAAUGAAGAGGACAGUAAUUAUGUAAAAUGUAGUAAAUUCAGAAAAUUUAUGAAACCAUUACUUAUCUGCAAAAAAUUUCUCUUAAAUAAUUUUGAUUUAGGAUUAUCAAAAGUUUUAUAUUUUUUUGAAGCAUUUUUGAAAUAUAACUUUAGUUAUAUUUAUUUUAUGAGGAAUAGAAAUAACAAGAAAAAAAAAUGCUUAAUUUUUCAUAAUAUGAACAAGUUUUUGAUCCAUUUAGAAAAGUUUAUUUUCAAUUUAAUUGAUAACCUUAGCAAUACAGUUAAUAAGGAUAUAUUUAAUUAUUAUGUUUUCAUUUAUAUAUUUGCUUUUGAAAUGAUAAGCAAUAAAAAUUAUACAACAACUUAUAAUAAAAUUAUUUUUUUAAAAGAUACAUUAAAAUUUCUCUUUAAAAUUAGCAAUUUCAAUAAGAAUAACGUUAUAUUGAUGAAAUUCUUGCAUAUAUCAAAAUUAUUAAUUGAAAAAAGUAUACAUUCUCUAAAUAAUUAUAGAAUAUAUGAUUUCAAUAGAAAUAAUAGCAUUUAUAAUGAUACUGAUUCUAGGAAAUAUAAUAACAAAUUAUAUAUACAUUGUAAUAAAGAAAAGGACAUGAAUUAUUUAAGUAUAUAUUUUGUUGAUAAAUGGAUUAAAAAUAUCUUUGAAAUUAUAAACAAUAUAUAUGUAAGUUAUUUUUUAUAUAUUAAAAAUAGAAAUAGUUACUUAUCUAUUUUAUUAAAUCUUCCUACAUACGGAGAUAAUUUAAAAGUAAUCAAUGAUUUUAAUAAUAAUGAAGACAGAAAUUUUAACAAGAAUACUGAAAGUUUUCUUAUUCAAACGAAAUCCUUUUCUCAUGCUUUAAAAUUUUUACAAAGUGAAAAUGAUAAUUCUAAAAUUAAUGAUAUAGAAAAUAUGAUAAUUAAAAAUUUAAUUGAUAAAAAUGAAAAAUUAAAGAUAAACUCGAAUUCAUUUGAAUUAAAUUUUUCUUUAAUAGAUGAUAUUAUUAAUAACAGUUCUAAAAAUUAUAUUAGAAAUGAUAACAUUAUACACAAAAGCCACCAGUUGUUAUUUUAUUAUGAAUUUAUUAUUUUUAACAUAAACUUAAAAUAUUUAUAUAACUCCUAUAUAUAUUUACUAAAUAUAUACAUGUGUUUAAAAUACACGAACGAAAAUAGUAAACAUUGCAUAGGAAACAACGCAACAUUUCAUUUUACUAUUGAAGAAGUUGAUAAGUUAAAUAAUAACAGUCAUGUAAACAUAAAAAAAAUUUUAAGUGAAAUAUACACUUAUUUGGAGAAUAUAGAUAACACAAUUUUUAUAUUUGAAGAAAAAGUUGAAAUCUUAAGUUUAUUAAAAGAAAAAUAUGGGAUGAUUGAAUAUGCUGAAAAAAACAUAAAAGAUGAAAAUAAUGUAAAUAAUUUCAGUUUAAAUGUAAUUUUUAUUAUAUUAGAAGAAAUUUUAUAUUUAGUUUACUCAUUUUUAAUGAAUGUUUACAUGAUAAGAGAUGAAAACUAUAAUUAUGCUAAACAAUACGUUGACAAAGUAAAUGAAAAAAAUUAUUUAAUUAAUGAUAGAAAAGUCGAUGAAUUAUCUUCAAGAUAUAAUGAUAGAAUAGAAAAAAAUUGUGUUACAGAAUUCACUGAUAAGAAAAAUGAAACGAUUUUUUCAAAUAAAAUAAGUUUUGUAUUUAACAAUUCUUCUUUGGAUAAAAAUGUUUCAGAGAAUAGUUUAAAUAAAAACAAUAAUCAAAAUAUAGUAGAAAUGAUAAAUAAACAAAUUGAAAAUCUAAUCAUUACAUAUGAAGAAUACACUAUCUUUAAAAAUAUUUACAUACAUAAAAAUUACAAAGAUAUUGCAACAUAUAAAUAUUAUUCUUAUUUAAAUUCAUCCUUAUUUAAUAAAACAGUGAUAUUUGAUUCUAUUAUAAAUAUUUAUAAAGAAAUGAAAAAAAAUAAAGUGACAUUAUUUUAUUUAAAUAGUAGCAAUUUUAUUUUUAAAAAUUUAAAAAAAAAUUAUUAUGAUUAUAUAACAAAAUUACCAUUUAAUAAGGUUUAUCAAGUAUUAGAUAAUAAUUCGUUAUACAUGACUGAUAAAAAUCAUAUAAAUUCUAUCAACAAAAAUUCUUUAUGUUACUUUUUUACUUUCUAUAUAUUUACUAUAUUUUUUAAUAUAAUGAAUAAUUUCGAAAAUCAAUGUAUUGAUAAAAAUAAAUAUUUUUGUCGUUUUUACGAGAUAUACAAUAUUAUAGUUUAUAAAAAAGAAGUAUCUAUUGAAAUACUUCUGUAUUUAUUAGAAUUAUAUAAGUAUUUUUUUAAUUUGAAAAAAGAAAUUAAAUUUAAUAAGAAAAUUCAAAAGUACGUUUUUAUUUUAUUAUUUCUCCUUUUUAAAGCAGUAAAAAAUAAUUUUAGAAAGUGGAAUAAAAAAAAUAUUUUAACACGUUAUAAUAUUCAAAACAGUACAAAUGAUAUUAAUUAUGGAGAACAAUUUAUUAUAAGUAAUGGCAAGUUUAUUCAAGAAAAUGAUAAAAAUGAAAUGAAUAAAAAUAAUAAUCAAAAUAUUAUUAUUAAUGAAAUGAGUGCAAUCGAUUUAUCCAGAAAUUAUAUAGAUAAUAAGGCAAAUUUUGACAUAUAUGAAUGUGUGAACAAAAGCACAGUAAGAAAUCAUAAUAAUCAUAUAGACAUGAAUGAAAAUAAAUUAGAAUAUGAUUUUGAUUAUAAAUAUAGUUAUAUAUAUAAUUAUAUAAGGGAAAAUAAUGAGAUAACCGAGGAGAAUUUUGAUGAAAUUUUAGAAAUUAUGUUUUCUGAAAAUAAAAUUCUUAUUAAUUUAACAAAUAAGUAUGAUGGCGAGGAUUUUAUAUACAUCAUAGGAUCACUAUAUAUAUCUCACUACUUUUUAAAUAUAAUUUGUACAGAAAUAAGGAAAGAAGUUAAAGAAAUAUUUAAAAGAAUAGAACUUAAAAACUAUUUUAAAAGUGUAGUUAAUUCAAUCAAAGAAGAAAUAUAUAUGGGUGCUCAACAUAAUUUAUACAUUGAAAAAAUUGAUUUGUUUGAAGAAUUAUCUUAUAGCAAUUUUUUUAAAACAAAAAAAAAAGAAUUAUUGAAUGAAAAAAUAAAAUAUGUAAAAAUGAAUUUACCUUUAUUACCAAAACUAAUGAAAAAUAUAAAUAAAGAAAAGAAUAAAAAAGUUUUAAAUUUAAUGAAAUCAGAUCAAUAUAAUUGUAAUUACUUUAUUACCCAUUAUAUAAAUAAAAAUAAUUCGGAAAAUAUUAAAAAUUUAUAUAUCAAGUUAAAAAAAGAUUUUAAGAGUUUUAUGAAAAAUGUUUUAUCAUGCUAUAAUAUUGAAAAAAUAUUAUUCUCUCUGAAUGAUUGUAAUGAUUUUAUUAAUUUUUCAUUAAUCUACUCAUGUUUAAAUUUCAUCUAUCAUAUAAGAAAAAACUAUAAUUUAAUUUUAAAAUUCACACAUACCAUCACAUAUUCCUUAUGUAUCUUCAUACAUUCUCUACACAAUAUAAAUUUUUUUAUUUUACAGCAAAAGGAACAGAAAGAUUUAUUUAAUAUUAAUAAAUUAGAUGAAAAGCAAUCACAAAAAGACAAUCAUAACUUAUAUAAGUAUAUAAAAUUUCCUCUUAAUUUCAAUAAAAUUAUAAAUUUAAAGAAAGAACAAUAUGAAAAAAUAAGUGACUUAGAGUAUUUUGAUUUUAUGAUAAAAAUUGUUCAAAAACCUAAGGGUAUUCUUAAAGAAUUCGAUUUUUCAAAUUUAUUAAACUGCUUAAAAAUACUAUGUAAAAAAAUUGUAAUAUCUAAUGAAUACGAUUCUAUAUCAAAUAUGAAUGAAUUAUUUAAAAUUGAACAGUUUAAAAAUACUACAAUAAAAGAAAAUUGUGAAAAUAUCGAAGAGGAUUACAUAGAAAAAAAUAUUGAAAAAGAAAUAAAUGAUGUUUUUUAUUCAGAAAAUUAUUUCUUAAACACAGAAAAUGCUGAUAAUAACAUAACAUAUUAUUCUUAUGAAAAAAAUGAAGUAGACAAUGAAGAAAUAGAACUAUCUAACACAGAAAAAAAAAAGGAAAAUUUUAGUAAUAGUGAUUCAACAAAAAAUAAUAAUGAUAGUGUUUCUGAUAAAUUAAAAGAGGACAAAGAAAAAUUAAACGAAAAUUUAUUUAAUAAAAUUAUAUAUAAGAUCAUAAAAAUUUUUAAAAAAAAAGAUACAUUUAAAAACAAAUCAAAAAAUGAAAUAGGUAGAAUAAAAAAAAAUAUAAAUCAUAUUUUAGAUAUGUUAAUUAAAUUAAAUAAUAUGUCUUCCUCUCAAGAGGAUAAUUCUGCAUUUUUGUUAAAUAAAAAAAAUGAAGAAAAGAAAUUAUUAAUUUUUACUUUAAACAUAAUAGACAAUUUUGGAAAUAUUAUAAAGUAUAAAGAUGAUAAAUUUCUAAAUUUUAAAAGGAAAAUAUUUGAAUUAUUGUUGAAUAAUAAAAAAAAUCAUGCUUACAUAAAUAAAUAUAUAAAUUUAUUAGAAUACAAUUUCAUGGAAUUCUUUUUUAGUGCAUUAAAUGAUGUGUGUUUUUUUCUUAAUAAUUCAAAAAACGAAUUUAUUAAAAUAUAUAAUGAUAGCAACAAUUUAAAUAUAUUAAAUAUUUUAAAUGCAAUUGAUAAUAUUUUAGAUAUUCCUUUAAAUGAUGUUAAGAAUCAAAUAGAAAGAAUAAUUUUAAAAUUAGAACAUUUAGUGAAUUUAAUUAAUUCUCUUAAAAAAGAUAAUUUUGCUAAUUUUGAUGAAAUCAAUAUGAAUCGCUUAAGUGAUCUCAUGAAGAGUAAUAUACUAGAAGAAUUAAUGAUUUAUACAAUUUACUUUAGAUUAUACAAAUUGGAAGAAAUAAAAAACAUUCGAAAAAAUAUAAAUCAUAAAAUCAUAAAAAAAAAGACUUUAAAUUUAUUCGCCUAUUUAUUUUAUUUAUGUUAUGAUGAUACAUACGAUAAUAAGAAUUUGGAAAAUAUGAAUUAUAGUAACAAUGAUAUUACAAAUGACAAUACAAAAAUUAAAAUAAUUAAAACAUUUGAAUCACUUGUAAUUUUUCUAAGAGAUUCAAUGAUUGGUGAAUUUUCUGUGCGUUUAAAUCUAAUUUUUUUCAUAGCAGAUAUAUUUAAAAAUUCAGAAAAUAUAAACGAAAAAAUUAUGAGUAAUGUAUUUUUAAAUGUAUAUAAUUAUAUGCAUAUAUAUUUACCUUUAAUAAAAAAAAAAAUCAAAAUUUCUAAGAGUUAUUUUGAUUUACAAUUAAAAAAAUCUUUACAAAAAAUUAACUUUGAUUUAAUUGACUUAGAAGCAUACAAAGCAACUAUAAUUAAAUUUAAAAAAAAAAUUAUUUACUUUACUAAAUUAUAUUUUCAACAAAUUAGUAUAACAGUAGACAAGUUUAUUAUGGAGAAUAAGCAUUCUUUGUUUACAUCUGAGAUAAAAAGAAAUAUGAAGAACAAUAAUAAAAUUAAUAGUAGCUCAGAAAAUAAAAAUACAAGAAGUGUUUCAAGUAAAACUUCAUCAAGUAACUUGUUAUUGGAUGAAAAUUUAAUGAAUUUAUCAAUAAAUGAAAAUUCGUCUAAUUAUGAAGAAGUAAAAGAAAAUUCAUUAAAAAGUGAUUCUUCAAUGAAUACAAAAGUUUUUGAUAAUGAACUAUUUAGUCAUGAAAAAGAAAAAGUGAAGAAAAUUUCUGAAGAAGAACAUUGCAUUUAUAAUGAGAUUAAUGGACUAAAAUAUUCCUUUUUAAAUUUAAGAAAUAAAAUGAAAAGAUUAAACCUAAAAGAAUUUUUAAAUAAUCUCGAUAAUUAUUAUAGCUUUGAAGACUUAUCAAAUAAUUAUGUGUGUGAAAUAAAAAAUAUUUUAAAAGAUCAAUGUAUUAAUGCAACUAUUAAUCAAAAAAAAAGAUGGAUAUAUAUACUAAAACAUUUUAUUACUAAAAAAUUAAACAUAUCAGUUUUAAAUGAUUUAAGUAACUUUACAUUUUUUUCUAACCUAUUUAAAGAUUGUAUAUAUUUUGACAAUACUGCAAACAGUAAUAUUUUAUUAGAAUACUUAUCAUCUGAUGAAAUUAUAUGUGAGUUAAAAAAUUGCUUAUCCUACAUGGUAGAAAAUAAUCCUCAUAUAGAUGAAGAAAAGAAAAGAGCUAAAAUAAAUGAGUUAAAAGAAAAUUUAUUACAUUUUGAAUAUGAUAUAAAAAAAAAUAUCACAAGUAAAAAGUUAUAUACUUUUAAUUUUUUAGAUAAAAUAAAUUAUAUUUUAAAAAAUAACGAAUAUAAAAAUUAUAAAAUACUUUAUUUAACUAUAUAUAUAAAAUCGAUUAAUAUGCAUGAAGAUAUUAGAAAUGAUGAAAUGCUAUACUAUCUUUUUAAUUCUAUUAAUUUUGAAUAUUUUAAUUUAAGAAAAGAAAUUAAUACUUUCUAUCACCAUUUUGUAUUUUAUUAUUUAAUGAUAUCAACGCUGAUACUUGAAAAGAAAUAUAAAUUAAAUUAUUUGGCAGUAGAUAUGAGUAUAUUUGAAAAUUUUUUAUUAAAAUGUAAUUUUCUAAAGAGUACGUUAUUACAAAAUUUAAGUAUAUUUUAUGAGUAUUUAUCAGAAGAUGAUUUUUUCAAAAACGUUUUAUUUUGCGUAUAUAAAAUUAUAUAUAUUGUAUAUAAUUCCAACGAAUUCAUAAUGUUCAAAUAUUUUAAAAACAUAGAUAAUAUUAAUUGUUUAAAAGAAUUUUUUAAAAAUAUUUCCAAUUUUAAGCUUAAAAUAAAUGUAAAGUUUUUAAAUUAUAUUAAUGAAAGUACUAAAUACUUAGAAAAUAAUUUGUAUAAAAUAUUUUCUUUAAACAUUGCUCCUUAUUUUAAAAAUAAAAUAUAUUCACAUAUAAAUAAGUUUAUUGAGUCGUUCAAGGCUAUAAAUCAAAACAUUUCUGAUGAAUAUAAUAAAAUACAUAUGAAUUCAUAUCAAAAUAUUGAAGAAAAUAAUAACGAAGGAGCAAUAAAUAACUUUUGUAUGUAUAAUAUAGAAUAUGCAAAUAAUCAAAUUUUUAUUUUUAUAAAUAAUAUUAUUAAUAAAAAAUCAAUAAUAUAUAAAGAAGAGUAUCCAAAUUUUCAAGAAUCCAAAAAUGUUAAUGAAAUUUAUUUAAUGAAAGAUAUUAUAAAAUUAUACUUAAGCGUAUUUUCUUCUGCUUCUCUAAAAGAAAAAAAUAAGAAAAAUUUAGAAAUUUUUUUUUAUUUAAGUAAAAAUUUAUUUUAUUUUAUAAAGUGCAUAUUUUUAUAUUUUUUAGAUAUAUUCAAUGGUUUUUCAAAUAUUUCUUUAUACUUUUUAAAAGUGUUGAAAAUUUUAUAUACCAAAGGAUUGUGUAGAGAAUCAAAAAAUGAAAAUGAAGAAAUAAAAAAUGAAAAAGAAAAUGAAAUAUUUCAUAAAAUUGAUUUCUUAAAAGGUAUCGGUUUGGGUGAAGGUAAAGGAGUAAGAAAUAUUUCUGAUAAAGUUGACAAUGAAGAUUUAGAUAAUAUUUAUAAUGAAAAUGAGAACAAUUUUAGUCAGGAUGAAAAUGAUUUUAAUGAAGAAGCUAUAGAAUCUACAUAUAAUUUUAAAAAUUUUUGUGAAAAAGAAUUAAAUGAUAUUAACGAGGCAAACAAUAAUAAUAAAAAUAAAAUGGAAAAUGAACAAGAAAACUUAAAUAUGGAAAAUAAUAAUAACAAUGGAGAACAAAGCAAAGAUAAAGUUAAUGAACAAAAAGAAAUGAAUGAAAAAGAUUAUGAUGAAGUAAAUAAAAGAACAAACGAAGAAAAUGAAAAUGAUUUAGAAGAAAAUAUUGAUGACGUUUUUGAAAAAAAUAAUAAAAGUCUCAAUCAAAGUGAAUCUAAUACUUUGGCAAACAAUUUAAAGUGCAAAGAUACAAAUACAGAUAAUAAAGAAACUGAAGAAGAAGAAAAGGAAGAUUUUGAUUUAAAAAAAAAGAAUCAAGAAAAAGAAGAAAAAUUAGAAUAUGAACAAAAAAAUGAAGAAAUCGAAUUAGAUGAAGAAGAUAAAAUAACUGAGGAAGAUGACAAUGAUUUCAAUAAAGAAAAAAAAAUUGAAAAAGAAAAAGAAGAAGUUAAAAUUAAUAAAGAUAGUGAUUUGAAUAUGGAGAAUAAUGAACAAAGUAAAGAAAAUAACGAUUCUGAUUUAUUGAAUAUUGAAGAAAAUAAUGAUAAAUCUGCACAUCUUGAUAAUUGCAUGAAUCAAAUGAAUGAUAAGUACAAUGAGGGAAAUGAAAAUAAUUAUAAUGAUUUUGAUUUUAAUUUUGAUUCAAACUUUGAAAUAGAAUCAAGUGAUUUUUCUAAAAGUUGUAGUGAAAAAUCGUUUUCAAGCAAAGAAGAUUUAGAUGAGGAUAAAAUGGAAGAGAGGAAAAAUGAUUUAAAAAAAGAAGAAACGAAUAAAAGUAUAAUUGAUGAAGCAGAUAGUGAAAACAAUUUUCAGAAUGUUAUAAGUGAUGAGGAUCAAGCUAUUCUUGAUGAAAAUAUAAACAAUUCAGAUGAUAUACUUGAAGAAAAUGAAAUAAAAGAUAAUGAAAACAAUUUAAGAGAAAACAAAAUUGAUAAAAAUAUCAAAGGCUUCAAAAAUAAUCAAAGAGAAAAAAAAGGAGAUACGAAUAAUAAGAAAAUGGAAGAUGAAAAAAAAGAUGAUGAAACUACUAGUAAUAAAGAAGCUACUGAAGAAAAAAAUGAACUUGAUAAAAGUGAUCAAGCUAAGAAUGAAAUUGAGCAAACCACUGAGAUACAAAAUGAAGAAGCAUGUGAACUGAAGGAUGAUAUUGAAGGUAAAAAUGAUAAUGAGGAACAAAAUGAAGAUGAUAUUGAUGAAAACAGUGAAAUAGAAAAUGAAAAUGGGGAAUUAUAUGAAGAAAAAGAUGAUAUUAGUGAAGUAUUAAGUGAGAAUAGGAGUGAUAUCGAAGAAAGUAAUGAAAUACAAAAUGAAAAUGAAAGUAAAGGUGAAACUGAAGAAAUAAAUAAGAUUCAGAAAGAAAGUAAAUUAUCGAAAAUAGAUGAAAAUGAAAAAAUAAAGGAAAAUAAAAGAUGUAAUUAUGAAGAUGAAAAUGAAACAAUUAAAGAAGAUAAAAAAAUGGAGGAAAAUUCAACUGAAAAUGUAACAGAAAAGUAUUAUGACGCAGAAGAAUAUGAAAUGGACCACUUAAAAAAGGGAUAUAGUGAAGUAGAGAAAAAUGAAAACAAUAAUGUAAUAUAUGAAAAUAAUGAAGUAACAGAAAAUGAUAAUACCCCAUCAUGUGGAGAAAAAAAUAUUAACAACAUACAUCAGAAAAAUACAGGAAAAGAAAAUAAUCAAGAAGAAAAUAAUGAUUCGAAUACAAAUGAUUUUUCUUUGAAAAUUGAUAAAUGCAACAUAUAUACAGAAAACUUUGUUGAUAUAACAAAUUUCAUUGAAAAAUUGAAUGAAAACCUCCUUAAUUUAAAUGAAAAGAACUCAUCCGUUAAUGAAAAAGAAUCGAUUGAAAAUGAUAAAUUAAAGAAGAAAGAAAAAGGCUUAAAUAAAGAUUUUAAUAUUUCUGAAAAAGAUGAAAAUUUGAAUGAAAAGGAAAAUAUAAAUGAAAGGAAUAUAGAUAAGGAUUUUAUUAACAAGAAUGAUCAUUUGAGUCCCAACUUAAAUGAAAUAAGUGAAAAUGAUUCCAUGGAUAAAGAACAAGAAAAUAGUGAAAAACAAAAAGAUGCUUGUAAUUCAAGCAAAUUGAAUAAAUAUUUAAAAGAAUUAAAUACUAAUAAUAUAAUGUAUGAGCAAGAAGAAAAAAUAAAAGAAAAUGAAGAAACAAAAAAUUCCGAUAAUUAUGAUAAUAAUGAUGAACUAGAUAAUUUUACAUCAUCAACAGAAAAUAAUUCUUUAGAUGAUAUGAGAACAAUAAAUUGUAAAAAAAAAAAGAAUGAAAUAACUUCAGAAGAAAAUAACGUAAGAGAAGAAUCAAGUGAUUCCUUAUUGAAAGAAUAUGAAAACAUAGGAAAAAAUCGAAAAGAUGAAAUAGAAAAUGACACAGUUAAUAAUAGUGACUAUUAUAAAGUUCAUGAAAAUAUAAAAGUUUUUGAGAGAGAAUAUAUAUUAGAAAAUGAUUACGAAGAAUUUCAGAAAAAAAUAAAAAAUGAAAAGUUGCAUGAUGAUAAUUUUAAUGUGGAGUAUGAAAAAUUAUAUAACCAAAUUAAUAACGAAACAGAAAUGAUAUCUAGUCAAUUAUGUGAGCAAUUAAAAAUUAUAUUAGAACCAACUGUUAGAAAUAAAUAUGAAGGAGAUUAUAAAUCAGGAAAAAAAUUAAACAUAAAAAAAUUAGUAAAUUAUUUUGCAAGUGAUUUUAGAAACAGUAAAAUAUGGAAAAGAAAAACAAAAUUGAAUAAAAGAGAUUAUAAUAUAUUAAUUGCAAUAGAUAAUACAAAAAGUAUGAAAAUAAAUAAUAUACAGAAAAUGACAUUAAAUGCUAUAUUUUUAGUUGCUAAAGCUUUUGAAAAAUUAAAUGUAGGAAAAAUAGGUAUAUGCUCGUUUGGGGAGAGUGAAGUGAUUAGUUCAAACAAUGUUGUUUGUUCAAUGACAAAUAGUUUGAAUAAACAAGAUUUUUUAAAAAUUUUAAAUCAUUUUCAAUUUAAUCAUGAUACUCAAAAUUCCUUCGAUAAUGCAAUGCUAAAUGCAUUAAAAAUUUGUAAUUAUAUUUUUAAAAAUUCUCAUACGCAAAAUAAUUCGAAAAAUCAAAUUAAUCAUUUAAUGCUCAUAAUUAGUGAUGGAAGAUUUAAUAAAAAUUCAGUUAAGGCAGAAAUUUUUAAAUGUAUUCAAAAUAAUUUUAUUCCUGUUUUGAUGAUAAUUGAUACACAGCUAGAGAAUAAUAAAGCUCAAUCAAUAUUUAAUUUAAAACAGACUUUUUAUAAAAAUAAUAAAUUGGAAAUUGUACCAUAUCUUAAUGAUUUUCCUUUCCCAUAUUUUGUUGUUGUUAAUGAUAUAAAUGAUAUACCAUCGUUAACUUGUGACAUCAUAAGGCAGUGGUUUCAAAUGCUUAAUAACAAAUAA